AUGAUCGUGGUAUCGAGCAAUCGAGAUGUUCAAAAAGAAAAUUGUCGUGGUCGAAUUGAUUUGUACAAUUCAUUUUUAUUUUCAUCAACAAUAGAUCGUACCGAUAUUACAUUAGUUUCAUCUCAUUCACAUGCACCGGAGCCUGCGCAAUUGCAACGAAGUAUUCAACGGAAACGCCAACAACAAAAAUCAUUCGAUGCAUUUCUAAUGACCAUUGAACAUGAAGAACAUUUAUCCAGUAGUGAUAUCGAAAUUCUCUACCAUUCAAUAAAUGACAAUUCUUCAUUACAUUUAACUGAUAUUUCAAUAUAG
Rotaria socialis is the source of this 312-nucleotide messenger RNA. NCBI's taxonomy places the organism in Eukaryota, Metazoa, Rotifera, Eurotatoria, Philodinida, Philodinidae. The record is from the annotation of a GenBank genome assembly.